Fraxinus pennsylvanica is the source of this 3390-nucleotide messenger RNA. The record is from the annotation of a GenBank genome assembly. NCBI's taxonomy places the organism in Eukaryota, Viridiplantae, Streptophyta, Magnoliopsida, Lamiales, Oleaceae.
AUGACGAUGCUGACUCCUCAACCGUUGGAUCGACAAGAAGAUGAAGAGAUGCUGGUGCCACACUCGGAUUUUGUAGAAGGCCCUCAGCCUUUAGUAGAAGGACCUCAGCCUUUAGUAGAAGGUCCUCAGCCUAUGGAAGUAGCGCCAGUGGAUGGUGCUGGGACUGUGGACAACCAGGCCAGUGAAGAGCCACAAGCAUCACGGUUCACAUGGGCGAUUGAGAAUUUUUCUCGCUUAAAUGUCAAGAAGCUAUAUUCGGACGUCUUUACAGUUGGUGGUUAUAAAUGGCGGGUGCUUAUUUUUCCCAAAGGAAACAAUGUGGACUAUUUGUCUAUGUAUUUAGAUGUGGCAGAUUCAGCUACCUUGCCAUAUGGUUGGAAUAGAUAUGCACAGUUCAGCUUGGCCGUAGUUAAUCAAAUACAUAACAAAUACACAAUAAAAAAAGACACACAGCACCAGUUCAGUCAAAGGGAGAGUGAUUGGGGUUUUACAUCUUUCAUGCCCCUUGUUGAACUUUAUGACCCCAGUAAGGGGUAUCUUGUGAAUGAUACAUGUGUUGUUGAAGCUGAUGUUGCUGUACGUAAGGUCAUUGAUUACUGGACGUAUGACUCAAAGAAGGAGACAGGUUUUGUGGGACUUAAGAACCAAGGAGCAACUUGUUACAUGAAUUCUCUCCUGCAAACUUUGUAUCAUAUUCCUUACUUCAGAAAGGCUGUGUAUCAUAUGCCAACUACGGAGAAUGAUAUGCCUUCAGGAAGCAUUCCCUUGGCUCUACAGAGUUUGUUUUAUAAGCUCCAAUAUCAUGAUACCAGUGUGGCAACAAAAGAAUUGACUAAAUCAUUUGGAUGGGACACGUAUGAUUCCUUUAUGCAGCAUGAUGUGCAAGAACUUAAUAGAGUUCUGUGUGAAAAGCUCGAAGACAAGAUGAAGGGGACUGUUGUUGAAGGGACAAUACAGAAACUGUUUGAAGGACACCAUAUGAAUUACAUUGAAUGCAUCAAUGUAGAUUUCAAAUCUACAAGAAAAGAGUCAUUUUAUGACCUUCAACUUGAUGUCAAAGGCUGUAAAGAUGUUUAUGCUUCCUUCGACAAGUAUGUGGAAGUUGAACGUCUUGAAGGAGAUAACAAGUAUCAUGCUGAAGAACAUGGUUUGCAGGAUGCCAAGAAGGGUGUCUUGUUCAUUGACUUCCCUCCCGUGCUGCAGCUUCAGCUAAAGCGCUUUGAAUAUGAUUUUAUGAGGGAUACAAUGGUUAAGAUAAACGACCGUUAUGAAUUUCCCCUAGAACUUGACCUUGAUAGAGACAACGGAAAAUACUUGUCGCCGGAAGCAGAUAGGAGUGUUCGCAACCUUUACAUGCUCCAUAGUGUUUUGGUUCAUAGUGGAGGUGUGCAUGGUGGACACUAUUAUGCUUUCAUCAGACCAACACUGACUGAUCAAUGGUAUAAAUUUGAUGAUGAGCGGGUCACUAAAGAAGACGUGAAGAGGGCGCUAGAGGAGCAGUAUGGUGGUGAGGAAGAGUUGCCACAGACAAAUCCUGGCCACAACAAUACUCCAUUUAAAUUUACAAAAUACUCAAAUGCAUACAUGCUUGUGUAUAUACGUGUUAGUGACAAGGAUAAGAUAAUUUGUGACGUGGAUGAGAAGGACAUUGCAGAACAUCUUCGGAUUCGAUUGAAAAAAGAACAAGAAGAGAAGGAGGACAAGAGAAAAUAUAAAGCUCAGGCCCAUCUUUAUACUGUCAUCAAGGUUGCCCGAGAUGAAGAUUUGAGGGAACAGAUUGGAAAGGAUAUGUUUUUUGAUCUGGUUGAUCACGAUAAAGUUCGCAGUUUUCGAAUUCAGAAACAGACGUCUUUCAAUUUUUUCAAGGAGGAAGUUGCCAAAGAGUUUGGUAUACCAGUUCAAUUUCAGCGAUUUUGGAGUUGGGCAAAAAGGCAGAACCACACUUAUCGUCCAAACAGACCAUUAACCCCACAGGAGGAAGCUCAAACUGUUGGAGCAUUGAGGGAUGUUUCUAAUAAGGCCCACAAUGCAGAGCUAAAGUUAUUUUUGGAAGUAGAACUUGGACAGGAUCUGCGUCCUGUUCCUCCACCUGACAGAACUAAAGAAGAUAUACUUCUGUUCUUUAAGCUAUACGAUCCUGAGAAAGAAGAGCUUAGAUAUGCUGGUAGGCUUUUCGUAAAAAGCUCUGGGAAGCCCAUUGAGAUCCUUACUAAACUAAAUGAAAUGGUGGGAUUUGCUCCUGAUGAAGCUAUUGAACUUUUUGAGGAAAUAAAAUUUGAGCCUUCCGUCAUGUGUGAACCCCUUGACAAGAAAGCUUCUUUUCGGUUUAGCCAGAUUGAAGAUGGGGACAUAAUUUGCUUCCAGAAGCAGCUUCUGCCUGGAAAAGAACAUGUCCGAUUUCCUGAUGUCCCUUCGUAUUUGGCCUAUGUAAAGAACCGCCAGAUUGUUCAUUUUCGAGCUUUGGAGAGACCUAAGGAGGAUGGUUUCAGCCUAGAGUUAGCAAAGAACCACACUUAUGACGAUGUUGUGGAAAGAGUGGCUCAACACCUUGGUUUGGAUGAUCCAUCUAAAAUCCGUCUUACUCCUCACAAUUGCUAUUCUCAGCAACCAAAGCCCAAUCCAAUCAAAUAUAGAUCAGUUGAUCAGUUGUUAGAUAUGCUUGUCCACUACAAUCAGAUCUCUGAUAUUCUGUAUUAUGAAGUUUUGGAUAUUCCUCUUCCUGAACUGCAAUGCCUUAAAACUCUGAAAGUUGCCUUUCAUCAUGCCACAAAGGAUGAGGCUGUAAUUCUCAACAUUAGAUUGCCUAAACUAAGCACUGUUGGAGAUGUGCUUAACGAGAUCAAAACAAAGGUAGAGUUGUCUCACGCAAAUGCAGAACUUAGAUUGCUUGAAGUUUUCUACCACAAGAUUUAUAAGAUCUUUCCUCUUAAUGAGAAAAUUGAGAAUAUAAAUGACCAGUACUGGACAUUGCGGGCUGAGGAGAUUCCAGAAGAAGAAAAAAAGCUAGGUCCCAAUGACCGCUUGGUUCAUGUUUACCAUUUCACAAAAGAGAGUGCACAGAACCAAAUGCAAGUCCAGAAUUUUGGUGAACCCUUCUUUCUGGUCAUUCAUGAAGGCGAAACUUUAGCUGAUGUUAAAGUUCGGAUUCAGAAGAAAUUACAGGUUCCAGACGAGGAGUUUUGUAAGUGGAAAUUUGCGUUUUUGUCCCUGGGACGUCCAGAGUAUCUUCAGGACUCAGACAUUGUAUCCAGCCGUUUUCAGAGGAGAGAUGUUUACGGUGCUUGGGAGCAGUACCUUGGGUUGGAGCACUCCGAUACCACCCCUAAGAGGACUUAUGCUGCAAGCCAGAAUCGCCACACCUUUGAGAAGCCUGUUAAAAUAUACAAUUAA